Phyllostomus discolor (pale spear-nosed bat) is the source of this 2467-nucleotide messenger RNA. RefSeq names its product CD80 molecule (gene CD80). Gene Ontology annotation, molecular function: coreceptor activity. Gene Ontology annotation, cellular component: external side of plasma membrane. The record is from RefSeq and is a predicted model, not a curated record. Gene Ontology annotation, biological process: cellular response to lipopolysaccharide; negative regulation of T cell proliferation; T cell costimulation. The transcript has 5 exons. NCBI's taxonomy places the organism in Eukaryota, Metazoa, Chordata, Mammalia, Chiroptera, Phyllostomidae. Bases 215 to 1201 code for a protein of 328 amino acids.
AUCUAUGCACUCUGUUGAACACUUAAGCAAUUUGAACAUCUCAUACUUUGAUUUUCAACACAAGAAAAGAAGUGGUUCUUUAGUUGUCAAAUCCACAAUUUUUAAUACUUAGGAAUUUGGAGACCUAGGUACACCAUCAGCCUCUUCUUGGUGUGUUUUAUAACUGAAGUGAGUGUUUGGGGCAAUUGAAUUAUCUUCUGCCCAAGCCUGGUGCAUGUUUGGAAGGUGCUCAGUUCUCACUUGGUGCAAAAUUACUUCCUUUCAUUUUCCAUCGGAAGCAGCAAAAGCCAUGGACCAAACACUAAUGCUGGAAAUACUACUGCCCAAGUGUUCAUUCCUCAAACUCUUUCAGCUUCUGGUGCUGGCUGGUCUUUUUUGCUUCUGUUCAGGCAUCAGCCAGGUGACCAAGAGAGUGAAAGAUACAGCAGUACUAACCUGUGAUUACAAUAUCUCUGCCAAUGACCUGACAAGAGUUCGCAUUUAUUGGCAAAAGAAAUUAUAUAGUGAUGUGGUGCUGAGUGUCGUAUCUGGAGAAGCGAAAGUGUGGCCGAAGUACAAGAAUCGCACCAUACCUACCAUCACCAGUAACCCGUCCAUCGUGAUCCUGGCUCUUCAACUGUCGGACAGCGGUAUCUACGACUGCAUCAUUCAGAGACUUGAAAAAGGGGGUUACCAAAUGGUACAUUCAAAGUCGGUGAGAUUACUGGUCAGAGCUGACUUCCCUGUCCCAAGUAUAACUGAGCUUGGAAACCCAUCUACUAACAUCAAAAGAAUAACUUGUUCCACAUCUGGAGGUUUUCCAAAACCUUACCUCUCCUGGUUGGAAAAUGGAAAAGAAUUAAAUGCCAUCAACACAACAGUUUCCCAAGAUCCUGAAAGUGAGCUCUACACUAUUAUCAGCGAACUGGAUUUCAAUGUGACAAACAACCACAGCUUCACGUGCCUCAUCAAGUAUGGAAACUUAACAGUGGCACAGAUCUUCAACUGGCAAAAAUAUGAGCCAACUGUCCCUCCUUUUAUUCAUCAGUCCUCGACUUGGACCACCAAAAUAGUAUCUGGGUUUGUUCCCUGUGCUAUUGUUAUUUGCCUUCUCUCUGUGGGAAUCUUAAAAUGCCGACCUGACAGUAGUAAGUGCUAUCAUACUAUCAUCCUGGAAGCCCAAACUCUAUUAGUAUGGUUUAGCAUCUCUCUGAGAUUUUAGGCUGUUCUCAUUUUUAGAAAGUCUAUGGAAACUUUAGUGUCUCUUUGCCUUGGCUCAGCAAGUUCUGUUCAUUCACUAAACAGACAUUUCUUAGACACCUAUUAUGUGCCUGGCACUCUGGAAUUACAAAGAUAAGAAAUCACUGCCCUCAAGACACUAAAUUUUAAUUUAGUCCUUUUAUUCACCCCUAACUUUGUAAUAUUUUUUGGAGUCACCAAGGCUUGCUUAAUCAUGUGAAAAUGUUUCUGAUGCAAUGUGAUAUUCUAAUCUUCAAUUUGGAAUUUGAGAAGUCAUAAAUGACAGGAAUGGGGGUAAGAAUGCUUUUCUUGGAGGAGGGUUAGAUGCACUAAUGAAGCUGAGAAACUACAUGGCCGCAAGUGAUUUGAACAAUUCUCGAUUCUUCAGAAUACAUUUUUGGAUGAAAGAUCAGGAAUGGUUGAAGAAAGAAAUAUCCAGGAUAUUUUUCCCUAUGAGUUUAAAAGUUUGGCCUUACAUAUAUGCUACUAUCAAUCUCUAUGAAAUGAAGAUAAACUGUCAGUCCAGAGCUAAGGCCAUAGUCACUUUGGAGUACCUACUUUUCUUGGAGUAGAAAUCAUGUACACUGAGUAAAGAAAAUGGGAAAACCAACCUCUAGUGAUUUUGCCAACCUUUAGCACAAAAAAAGGUCAAAGGUCAAGGAAGUCACUAGAGACUCUUUGCUAUGAACAAUUCAACCCCUGGGUAGGAUGAAAAAGAUCUGGUGGCUUGAAAAUGUUUCUGAUACAGACUGACCAGCUUUAUACCUCUGGUAUAAAGAAUGUUCAGAUUUUCCAUUCUUAGUACUAUGGACAUUUGGGGCUGAAUAAUUAUUUGCUUUGAGGUGCUAUUCUGUGCAUUAUAGCAUAUUUGGAAGCAUCCCUAGCUCUACUCACUUUAUACCAAUAGCACUCCUUGUCCCAGUAGUGACAACCCAAAAUGCUUCCUGUUGAGAAGGGGAGUGGGGUGGAAAUCACCCCCUCCCCCCCGUUUAAGAACUGCUGCUGUCAUUCUAAGCCAAUCGGAAGGCUUGCUGAAAUAUAUGGACAUGAUUUAAAGGAAACUCACCUAUGUAGUAAAUUUUUAUUGUUUGUUUUUAUCUGCAAGGAUGUGCUGCAAGGACGUACUGCAAGAGGAGGAAAGAGGACAGCAUAGAAAUGGAAAGAAUCUCUCCUAUCUACUCAAGACCUGUAAAAGCAUCAGAAUGAACAGAACAUCUGGAGGUAGCUCCCUUUAGCCCUUCUCUACCAA